This is a messenger RNA of Podospora bellae-mahoneyi, 459 nucleotides long. RefSeq lists its product as uncharacterized. The coding region runs from base 1 to 459 and encodes 152 amino acids. Lineage: Eukaryota; Fungi; Ascomycota; Sordariomycetes; Sordariales; Podosporaceae. The record is from RefSeq and is a predicted model, not a curated record. The transcript has a single exon.
AUGGUGCCAUUCUCGCCACUUCGCAGGUUCCUUCCUUUCCUACUAACGACUUUGCUUCUCACGUCUCAAAUGAGGCCACUCAGAAGCAGUGAUAGUAGCGAUCGGGAUGUUGUGGAUGAGUGGCUUGAUGAUGAAGUCAGUAUCACUCUUGAUGAUAGCGAGAUGUGGGACGAGAGCACAACUGUGGAUAAUUCCGUCUCACCCAGCUCGUCACCUGUAACGGACUAUUUCGAAAGCGAGAAGGAUUUCGAAAGUGAGGAGGAGUUUGGUGAUGAUGAGGAGUAUGAGUAUGUCGAGAAUCUCGAGAAUGACGACACCAGAGACCCUCAUUCAGCCCGGGGUCGUCGUUCGGUCACACCUGAAUACCGUCCGGCAACGCCCGAUUAUGGCCAGGCCACUCCCGACAAUCUGGUGGUUGUUGAACCGCUUCCGUUUAGGCCUGGUCAUCGUCGCCUUUGA